This is a messenger RNA of Helobdella robusta, 429 nucleotides long. RefSeq lists its product as hypothetical. The record is from RefSeq and is a predicted model, not a curated record. The coding region runs from base 1 to 429 and encodes 142 amino acids. Lineage: Eukaryota; Metazoa; Annelida; Clitellata; Rhynchobdellida; Glossiphoniidae. The transcript has 3 exons.
AUGUACAGCAGGGCCCACAGUUAUCUCAUUGUAUCCGGACAAAAAACGCCUGUUUGUUACGAUGCGCGGAUGAUAAUGUCAACAAACAUUGUCGCGAGAUCUUCAUCGGAGUGCUUGAUCAAAUGUUUGGUUAUAACAAAGCAAAACUUGAGAGGCAUUAACUUCAUGUCUCCAGUGAGAUCUUGUUCCUGUGUUCCCAAGCUGAACAACAUCUGGUACAAUGUGACCGCUGAUCUGAAUGUUUCAUGUCUGGCCUUUGUUUCACAUUGCUCAAACUCGUUUGAUUACGUAAUCGAAAUGCACAAAUGUUACUCAAUGAUCAACAACUUAAUGGAUUGGUAUGCAGCCGGAAGAGCUUGUAACAACGCGUCUGGGCAUUUGCUGGCUGCUGAUGACCAGUAUGAAAAUUUAGCUGCACAGCUGUUUUGA